GAAAUUUAUAGGAAAAAAAUCACACGGUCUGAUGCGACGGACUUUGUGACUGUUUUAUUUUCCCUCCCCAAAAACUUAACACACACCAUCUGCAAUCUCUUCUCUGGUUAAUAUCUUCCGCAUUUGCCGAAGCCCCCACACACACAGUGCCGACGACAGAUCGCAAACUCGAUCACUGUUUGCUCCCUCACCCAAGAGCUAAACACUCUGAUUGUUCUUGCCCAUCUCUUCAAUUUUUCGAUUCAUUCGAAGCUGCCCGCCAGAGAGUGGGAGGAAAAUACUGAUUCGAAGGUGUGAUUUCUGCGUAAAGGUUGCGUUUUGAUCGAUUUUUUGGGUUGAAGACGGCGUUUGGCGGAUGCCCAAGUGAGCAAAAACGGAGCUGAUAUGAUUGGAGGGCGGUUUGCAGUGGUACGUUGAUCGAAUCUGGGACAUGUGUCGGUGCGGAUUCGUGAUUUGGUGGUGAAUUGUGGAGGAAAUUAGUCAAAGAUGCGGAGGCGGGCGGCCGAGUAUCGGCGCCCGGUUCGACGGAGGUUUUCGAAUUGGAUCUGGGCGCUUUUUGGGCUCUUCUCCGUUGCAGGCCUGGUUUUGUUAGUUGUGAACCAUAACCAGCAUGAAGAUCGGGUCGAACAACCCGUGCUGGAGAGAAAUACGAGACUUGAGCAGGUUGCUCAUGAGAGUUUAAAUUUUACUGAAGAAAUAUUGAGUGCUAGAUCGUUUUCCAGGCAGCUAGCUGAACAAAUGACGCUUGCCAAAGCUUAUGUUAUUAUUGCCAAAGAGCACAAUAACCUUCAUCUUGCUUGGGAGCUUAGUUCAAAGAUCCGAAGUUGCCAGCUUUUGCUGUCAACAGCUGCCAUGAGGGGAGAGCCUGUGACACUAGAGGAAGCAGAGCCAAUAAUUAAAAGCCUAUCAUACCUUAUAUUCAGAGCCGAAGAUGCACAUUAUGACAUUGCAACCACAAUAAUGACAAUGAAAUCCCAUAUCCAAGCCCUUGAAGAGCGUGCAAAUGCCGCAACAGUUCAAAGCACGGUAUUCGGGCAACUAGCUGCUGAAGCAUUACCCAAAAGCCUCCAUUGCCUAAAUGUUAAGCUCACAGCUGAUUGGCUUAAAAAGCCAUAUCUGCAACGACUUGCAGAUGAAAAGAGGAAUUCUCCCAGACUCGUGGACAACAAUACCUACCAUUUCUGCUUAUUUUCAGACAAUGUGGUUGCCACCUCUGUGGUUGUCAACUCCACUGUCUCCAAUGCUGACCAUCCAAAACAGCUGGUCUUCCACAUUGUCACAAAUGGGAUCAACUAUGGGACAAUGCAGGCGUGGUUCCAAAGUAAUGAUUUCAAAGGGUCCACAAUAGAAGUGCAGAAUAUUGAGGAAUUUUCUUGGUUUAAUGCUUCUUAUUCACCUAUCAUGAAACAGCUCCUUGAUGCAGAUUCGCGAGACUUUUAUUUUGGUGGAUAUCAAGAUAUGGAUGUUGUGCCAAAGCUGCGGAGCCCUAAGUAUCUAUCUUUGCUCAAUCACCUUCGAUUCUACAUUCCAGAGAUCUAUCCGCAGCUGGAGAAGGUAGUUUUUCUUGAUGACGACGUUGUUGUCCAGAAGGAUCUGACCCCACUUUUCUCAUUGGAGUUGCAUGGAAAUGUGAAUGGAGCAGUGGAAACUUGUCUUGAAGCAUUUCAUCGUUAUUACAAGUAUCUGAAUUUCUCAAACCCAAUCAUCAGCGCCAAGUUUGAUCCACAGGCAUGUGGGUGGGCCUUCGGUAUGAAUGUCUUUGAUUUAAUUGCUUGGAAGAAAGCAAAUGUAACUGCACGGUAUCAUUACUGGCAGGAGCAGAAUGCCAAUGGGACACUUUGGAGGCUAGGCACUCUUCCGCCUGGCCUUCUAACAUUUUACGGUCUGACAGAGCCGCUUGAUAGGAGAUGGCAUGUAUUAGGACUGGGGUAUGAUCUGAACAUUGACAACCGAUUGAUUGAGAGUGCGGCGGUGGUUCACUUUAACGGGUUCAUGAAGCCGUGGCUGAAGUUGGCCAUUGGCAGGUAUAAGCCUCUCUGGGAGCGGUAUGUAAAUCAAAGCCACCCGUACCUCCAAGAUUGUGUCACAAGCUAGAAUGUGCUGCUUCUUGAUUGCUCGUAAUUCAUGCGAUCUCCGAGACUUUUAAACUCUCAAUGCCGGAAAAUAUGGUUCCCGUUAUUGUAGUCAGGAGUACAAAAUUUUGAAGUAAAGUUUACCAGACAGUUAUCAUUUUUUUUUCUUUUCUGCAUCAUAGUUCCCUGAAAGGAAAAGAGCAUUGUUUCUUAUACAUUUAGAAAGUUUACAUGUACCAGGUGAAGAGUUGUGAGAGCUAAAUUGACUUUUGCGCCUGAGAUGGGGUUUUCUUUUUCCCCCUCUCUGCAAGCUGUAGAAUUAUUUGUUCCUUAGCAGGUGUUUGUAAUAAAUUUUCAGCCUCAUUUGAGUUAUAUUAUGCAACUGAACCAAUUUUUUAGCA
Molecule: messenger RNA, 2473 nt
Organism: Malus domestica (apple)
Lineage: Eukaryota; Viridiplantae; Streptophyta; Magnoliopsida; Rosales; Rosaceae
Product: hexosyltransferase GAUT11-like
Molecular function (GO): polygalacturonate 4-alpha-galacturonosyltransferase activity
Source: RefSeq, a predicted model, not a curated record